UUACAGCUUCUGGAUAUGAAGUCGGGAAUUCUGGGUUUGACCAAUAAACUAGAUGUGCUUUGCGAGACUAAUGAUCUGGUUUACUUCCCUCUCCUGUACAUUCAGGUAGCAGCAUUGGCUACGCUUGCCAUUUUGAGGGUUAUAUCUGCUUCCUCUUCAUCAAAGGAAACUGAAAAAGUUCCAGUCAAAUGUGUAACAUUCUCACAGCCCCCUGUUGGAAAUGCCGCCUUAAGAGACUAUGUCAAUACAAAAGGGUGGCAGCAAUUCUUCAAGAGUUACUGUAUUCCGGAAGAUUUGGUGCCCCGUAUUUUAUCUCCUGCUUAUUUUCAUCAUUAUAAUUCUCAAGUGCCAUUGACACCUGCUGAAGUUGAUCCUGAAGCUUCCCAGAAUCUAAUGAUGAAACGAGAGGGACCGAGAGAGAAAUUAAAGAAAGGAAACGACGGUGAACAGUUGGUUCUAGGAUUGGGCCCUGUACAAAAAUCCUUCUGGAGACUUUCAAGACUUGUUCCCUUGGAAGGCAUGAGAAGACAAUUCAACAAGUUCAGUGGAAAGCAUGUUGAUUCUUUAGAAACAUCUACUAAGAGUUCUGCGGUGCCUGAAGAUGAAGUAAUCGAAGCACAAUCUCUUGAGAUCCAAGAGGGUUCUGAUGGUAUUUCUUUAAAACCAUUCUCUGACACAGAUAAGGGGUCAUCGGAUAUGACAAUGUCUGGAAAGAUGAUGGAAAAUAAUGGCAAGAAAGGUGGGGAUAGCAGGGCGUGGCGCAGGGUGCCUUAUUUACCAUCAUAUGUACCAUUUGGGCAGGUGUGUUCUGGCGCUUAAGUUUUCAUGUUUUGC
Messenger RNA from Syzygium oleosum, 834 nucleotides. RefSeq lists its product as uncharacterized. The record is from RefSeq and is a predicted model, not a curated record. Gene Ontology annotation, biological process: lipid metabolic process. The transcript has 2 exons. Bases 16 to 819 code for a protein of 267 amino acids. NCBI's taxonomy places the organism in Eukaryota, Viridiplantae, Streptophyta, Magnoliopsida, Myrtales, Myrtaceae.